Messenger RNA from Pogonomyrmex barbatus (red harvester ant), 1921 nucleotides. It is a transcript of the gene Pex16, whose product is annotated as peroxisomal biogenesis factor 16. Gene Ontology annotation, biological process: peroxisome organization. Lineage: Eukaryota; Metazoa; Arthropoda; Insecta; Hymenoptera; Formicidae. Gene Ontology annotation, cellular component: peroxisomal membrane. The record is from RefSeq and is a predicted model, not a curated record.
UUUACAUGAAAAUUUAAUGAGGUUUUAAUUUAAGCAUAAAUAUAAACUCGAUUUUUACUUAAUUGAAAUAACUGUGACAUCAAAUACAUCAAAAUGAUAGACACCAAGCGGACAAUGUAAUAAGCGGACCAUCAACAAACUACUAUUAAAAGUCAAUAAUCUUACGAAAGUAUAAAAUUUAUAAAAUUAGUAUAAAAUUUGAAUAGUUUAUAAUCUUAAUAUUAAUAUUCAAAACAUAUGUUAUGAUUUAUUGAUAGCCUAAUAUUUAUUAGAUAUGUAUAUUUACUUCUUAUUAAUUUCUUCUUAAUCUUAUUAAUUUUAUUUCUCUUGAUAUUUCAAUGCGAUUGGUCAAUUCUUUUUCCAAUCUUGCGAGAUCUCGGAUCGAUUUCUAGCAUCGUGGACAUGAACUUUAAUAUCUGUCUACAAUAGAAGUAGUAAGCCUUAGACCAUAAGAAAUUGAUCAAUCAUAGUCGAUUAUUCUCCUCACAUUCAACUGUGAUUGGUCAAUUUUUUACGAUUUAAGGCUUCUAUUGUAAACGAACCUUUAUUUCACAAAGAGCGAAUAUUAAAGCUUGGUGGAAACUAGAUUAAUGAUAUGAUUUCGAUAUAAUUUAUGUCCUAAUGAUGAGAAAAGUUAAAUCUAACAUUUCUAGGAGAUUUUGUUAUAAAAAUUUAAAAUAAUAUAAUUACGAGAUGGCAAACCGUAUUAAUUCUACAUUAAACAAUUUAUUAACAUCUUACAAAAAAUGGAUUGUAGCAAAUCCGCAGAUACUGUCAGAUAUCGAGGCUACUGUCAGAUGUUUGUCAUACUUCAGUUUUGGACAAUUGCGCAAUUCGAGCUUGGCCGUGGAAUUAAUUUAUUCUAUGCCAAAUCUGAUUGUAUUCUGCAAUGACUUGCUUAUGUACAGUAGCAAAAGUCAACAUCUGAAGAUACCUCAAUUUGAUUCAAAGAUUAAAGUUUGGUUGACAGUGGUAGAAUAUACUGAGGCACUGCUCGAAGUGUCCGCCAAAAAAUUAUGGGGACCAAAGGGAAAGUGGUUAAUAAUCAUAGUUAUACAAUUGUUUAAAACCAUAUUAAGAUUAUUGUUAAUCCAUGUAUAUAAGGAACGAAUGACGAAAAGUCCAGCGACACCUCCUCUUAAUAGAGAAAAAUUUUUUAAUAAAACCAUUGAUAGCAUGCAACUAAAGGAAGGUUUUAUGCUAAAAAGAUCAGGGACAGUUGUUAGAAGUAUAAAAUAUUCAACUCCUAUAGAGAUGCGAACAUGGAAAGCUUUGCCUCCUAUUACAGAUGAAAAUGAAAAUUUAACUAACAACCAGGAAUUUGAAAGAAAUCUUAAACUAGCUGAGAGUCUUUAUGUGACAAAGCCAUUGCUUCAUCUUGGAUGUAUAUAUAUUACGAGCCAGAAACAUUGGCCACCAUGGAUAUUGUCUCUUAUUAUUGAUAUAGCCAGUUUAAAUGUUUUCACUCGUUGUGCACAAAAAACAUUCAGCAAAGGGGAGAAGGAAGAACUUGUACGUCGGAGACUCAGUUUGUUAUUAUACAUUUUAAGAUCACCGUUUUAUGAUGAGUACAGUCGUACUAAAAUAAACGCGUUGCUUAACACGAUAUCCACUUCCGUGCCUUUUGGCAAGUAUUUGGCAAGCGCUGUGAAACAAAAUUUACCAUAUAUGCAGGAUACAUAUUUUUAUAUGUGGUCGCGCUAACAUAUUGUGAACUCAUGAAACACGUCAGCUAAAUUCUGCAAAUACAGGAGUUAUGACAUAAGCAUUCCAUAAUCCAAUAAUAAUUGGAAUAAACAUUAUUAUUAUUAUUAUUAUUAUAUUUUUCUCUAUUAUAUUGUUGCAAAGGGAAUGAAUUUUAGGCAAUGGUGUUUGUAACUGGCAUAUUUCUUUAAUUUAUGGAAAUAAAUUAUAUGAAGAA